Papilio polytes (common Mormon) is the source of this 6779-nucleotide messenger RNA. Its product is annotated as protein brother-like. Gene Ontology annotation, biological process: regulation of transcription by RNA polymerase II. Gene Ontology annotation, molecular function: sequence-specific DNA binding; transcription coactivator activity. Gene Ontology annotation, cellular component: core-binding factor complex; nucleus. Bases 5399 to 6106 code for a protein of 235 amino acids. The transcript has 3 exons. The record is from RefSeq and is a predicted model, not a curated record. NCBI's taxonomy places the organism in Eukaryota, Metazoa, Arthropoda, Insecta, Lepidoptera, Papilionidae.
UACAAAAUAAACUUAUUAAAAUUAAUCAGUAGCAAUGAAUUUUCCACACAAUAAAAAUUAAUACGAGGAAAAAAUAUUGACGUGCUAAUAAGAACAAGGUAUGCCCCGUUCCGGUUGUGCGUGUAAAAACUAUGACGUAUGUAGACUUAUUGUGGCAAUCAGCGGGUAAACCGGUCUCAUGUUAUCUGUAUGCAGCGCAACGAAUGAUAUGACGUUUCUUUCGUUGCGAUUACAAUAUUUUUCUUAUUGUUUAUCAAAUAAAAAAAUACUUUUGAGUUAUUUGUAAUUGUCCUUGUUUCUCUAUCUACAUAUAUAUUUAUUAGUAAUAUUGGUUUUCCUCGUUUGUUGUAUUUACCACGUCGAUUUACAUCAUCACCAUCAUCGCCUUCCUCCUCAUCCUACACCCGUAAGUAGUUCGUCAUACGUCAUUUCAGUCAUCACUGUCGUCUUAUCUUGUCACCUUUCAUGCCUGCAAUUCAGUCAUAUCUUUCUAGGUCUAAAUCUACCGGUGUACCAUUCCACACUCGUAACCAACGUUCUCCUUGUUACAUGCGAUCAUGUACAUGAAAAAGUUUUUGUAGUACUUGUAUAAAUUGCCUACAAUUUUACUAUUGUACUCAUUGAAAUAUUCAAUUGACUUGACAAUUAAAAAAGGUUUCAACCUUCUAGUAUUUCCAGUUAUUUAAAAUUUCAGCUUUCGGGAUUUCGAAAUACUUUAUAGUGUUGCAAUAAAGAUUCAUUAAAAAAUACAGCUAGCUGCAAUUCCCUUAUUUUAUUGCAACAAUGGUCCGCAAGUUACACGCCCAUAAAACAAAGGCCCUUUCGGUGCCGGUCCGUUGAAACGAGUCCUGAAUACGCCAGAACUUCGGACGUUUACUGUUCUAAAUUUAACAAAAGCUAAUUUUGUUGCAUUUUAUUGCUUUGAAAUAGGAUCAACAGCCAUUAGGGCAUUUUUUGCCACGCCUUUUAUUAGGGUGUCGUCCGAAGGCCGCGCGGCAAAAGACAAAGCGUUGACCGGAAUCAUUCGCAUAAACAACGAGACGGUCCCUUUGAAAGUUUACGAACACCGACGGCGCGGUUGCCCAGCUCUCGUCCUCUCCUCGUCAAAUGAAGUCACUAAAACCUUCAUAUUUAGCAUGAUUCACGGACAUCAGCUAAAUAAUAUUUAACGAAAAUAUGACGCGCUAAAACAGUUACAGGUGUGAAAAUUCAGAUAUGCUAACUAUUCAUUUAAUGUAGGUGAAUAACAAAUUCUGCUAUAAAUUAUUGAUGUUUACCGUUUCAAUAGCUUAUUCAAAUAGCUUUUCAUGAAUGUGAUCUUUCAAUGUUGAUCACAUUUGGAUAUUGUUGGCUACAUGUUCAUUUUAUUAUUUAGUAAUCUAGAGCUAGGCUAGAUGAAAAAGAAUGAACAAACAUUUAUUAGUUGUGAAAAUCUAUAACUAUCAGGAUAAAUAUCUUGCGAUUUAUUAAAUUUAAAUUAUGUUUGAUUUAAUUAAUUCAUACAGCACAAUAUUAGUAAUGUGUAAAUUAUUAUGAUUACCAAAAAAAUACACAAAAAAGGCCUAAAUGCGUGUACUGGCCGAAAAUAGCUCACAUUAAAUCCGCUAAUGGGAACAUGUUAUAACCCUUUCAAUGCUCGCUUAUAUUGUUUUAUUUAGGGGUCAAUGGGUAGUUUUUGCCGCGUCGCUAUGAAAAGGUUUAUGAAUCAAUUAAUUAAAUGUCGGCACGGUCAUUGUCGCUGAGCAAAUAUGGAAAUGAACUAGUUUCUAACAAUGCCGUGAUUUAUGACGACUCGUAAACAUUAUAACCAGUGUAGCCCCGAGGUGAGAAUUGCAAUGGCCCUUUUUACUCUUCUGUUGUAUAAACAAUACGCUUCCAAAAUGUAACAACGGCAUUUACAAUUGCAGGAUAGGAAUUCUCAAAACUUUAUAAACGGUUAUUGCCCAAAUCAUUGUACUAAAUUCAAUAGUGAAAACUAUUUGUUUUAUUCUCCAGUUUCUAUUAUUGUGUCGUUAAGGAGAAAGUAUAGUUGUAAACUUUAAGUAAAAAGAAUUUCAAAUUUGGUGUUUAUGUAAGUGCAACCAUUUAUUUUUUACAGCAUAUUUUUAUUUAUACAUACAUAUUUUAAAGUGUUUUAAUACAUUUUAAAUAGAGUUUGCUGUUGUAUAUGUACAGAGUACCAACUUGCAAUGGUUAUAAUCAAUUUGAACAUAGACAGUUAUAUGAUGUUACAUGAAAUUGUAGUAGUUAUUUCAUUUUUGGGAGUAAAAAUUGUAAUAAACCAUUGUUUUUAAAGUUUAUCAAUAUCUUGUAUCGUUGAAGUUGAGUCCGCGUGGGCGUGGGAGCAAGUGCUGUGGGAAUAUUCAUUGCACUGACACACUAUCUAUGACACAUUUAGGCAAGGAUCGUGCGUACUCACAUAUUUAAAUACACAUAUAAAACGUUAGUUAUUAGUGUGGAAGGGUACAGCGGUAGAGGUAGACCUAGAAAGAGAUGGAUGGAAAUGAGACAUGAUCAAGAAGGGAGUGAUGACUGAGAUGACAUGUGAUAGUUACGUGGAGGACACAAACUUGCCGCGCAGACCCUACGGGAGUAGGAUAAGGAUUCCUCCUUAUCCAUCCAUCCAUCAUCCGAUGAAGAUGAAGAUGAAGAUAAAAAGUACAGUUUCAGUCGAACACUUUUGAACAUUUUAAAUAAGUAAACAAAAGAAAACGACUUAACCUAUCGUUUUUACCGUUUUUCAGUACCACUUAAAACAUGCAGUUUAUAAGUUAAAUAUAAGUUGUGAUUUUUUUAUAUUAUCACGUUCAGUUGAAUGGAAUCAGAUUUGAUACCGAACCAUGGACCGAUACAUGUCGUGUACUAACUACUUACAAGUUUUGUGUCCGCUGAAAGUUAAAUUAUAAAGUUAGUUAAGUUACUUGUUACUUCUUACUGAGAGUAUUGAGAAGACGUCAAUGCUCUCAAAAAGAUAUUUUUUUAUAAAAGUGCAGUUAUUUAAGUUUACAAUACCUACAGGCGUCAGCAUCCGGGUAGGCCGAGACAAUGUGUCUAAUUCUAAUAGUGAAUUGGGUAAAUUUAAAAGCUCGAAACUCAUCUGCCAAUAUUUUUACAAAUUUGCUGGCACGUGAUGUGUACGUGCUUCGUAGAUGGCCGCAUGUUAUUGAUCAGGUCGACACGCGUGCGCGGUCCUUGCAGCGACUCGACGCGCACAGAUCAAACGUCCUCCUAACUGACACGUGCCUUUUUUUACAUCAAAGAUUACGAGACUUUCCCUCGUAGGCUAAUGUCUUUUUUCUUACAGUUGUUAAAAUAUAUGUUUGCAUAAAUUCUAUCACUUUGAAAGUCUAUGGUGUUUAAAUAUAAAUAUAGUUAUGUCUUUUUAUUAAAAAUGGAUGAUAUGAGCUUUAAUUUUUACAUAAGAUGUUUUGUCUAAGACGUUUCUAUGAGUUUGCUACUCCUAUAACCAUUUCAGCACUGAGAUUUUUAUAGUCCUCGUCUUCACUGCUGUUACAAGUUUUUCCAUUUUCAAAUAAGCGAAUGUAAAGCGGAUUCUUGUGAUAAACAUGCUUACUUAGUUUCGCUAUGAGAGGUAUCUAUUACUUAAGUCAAAAAAAAAACAAAACAAUAAAAAAACAUGCAGACGAAUGAAGUACCUUCUUCUUUUGGGAAGUCGGUCAAAAAUUACUUUGAUGGGAUGAUUAACGAUCCCACUUUCUAAAAUGAGAAGAAAUAUGCAAAAUCUUAAUAAAACUCAGACUAACGACAUCUGAUCUGCGAAAUCUUAAAGGGAAAUGACAGAUAAAGUUCGAAGAUAACAUAAAUCUACUGCACUUACAAUAAUGGGGAUAAAUAUCCAACGUUGAUGUUAACAAAACUUGCUAUAGAUCACUUUAAGUGACAGUAUAAGGAUAGGAUGUCGCAACAAUACCGACACUCAGAGAGCUGGUUAUCGGCCUUCGAUCGUUAAUCGAUACCUUUCGAAUGUUUUGUUCAUCUUUGCAAUGCCUUUUGUUAAUUUACUUAUAGCACUGCACAAAAGCUUGCGCUGUGCUUUUAAGUUAUCGGGCGAUAUAGUAUUUAAGCCUAAAAGAACAUUCACUAGUUUUAUGCUUACUGAAUAGGCUAUUUCUCAAUAUUACUUAUUGUAAUAUCGAUUUAUGAACGUAAUUUCUUGCAAUCAUUCGCGAUAUUUUCCGCAUGAAUUAUGAAAAACCCGAAAUUGGUACGUCGGACAAGAAACUACAUUUGUAUAGUAAAAUAUUGAUACCAGUUCAAUAGAAAACUCAGUUUUCAAGGCUCAUUAGAGAAGGCAAGAUUAUAUGUUACGUAAGUAUAUGUUGAACAGUUACUCCCCAUUCGCACGGGAGCUUUAAUAACGGGCGUUAAAAAAGCGUUGAGAUAGAAGUACUGCAUUUCCAUUAAAUUUCCGUGUAUCAUCUGUUCACACGGUAGCACUUUUAAAGUGCAACACUUUUUUAUCGCUUCGUGUUGGGCGGACGAAAAAUUGUGGUUUUUCAAACCUAUGAGCGAAAUGCGUUGGUAUGAGGGAGCGCGUUAAUAAAUCGCCCACGCGAAUGACGACUUAGCUAGGCCUAGUGAAUUUUAAUUUAAUGUACAAUUUAAAUAGCAUGUCUUACCUGUAACAUAUAUAAAUUUCUUUCUUUCAGCAAGUCAAUAAAAUCGUAACAACAUUAACUGCACAGCGUACUUUAAAAACAGAGCUAUUAUCUAAAAAAUAAUGGUAUAAAAGUAAUAUAACAAUGGAGAGUACCAAUAUCAUAACGUUAUAAAACGUCAUUGAAUGUUAUCCAGAUGCUAAUAACUGUUGCAAUAGAGACCUACCUAUUUACGCUUUUUAUUUUAUUUUAUACUGACAAAAAUAUCGCAUUUCAUUUGAUUUGUAUCAGUUGACAGGGCUGACUCCCCUUAUGUUCCCCCCUCGUAAGCAUAUAUAGUACAUUUAUCUCGCUACAAAAGGAACAAAGGCUCCGUUACAAAUAUAUAAAACACUCGAAACGCCGAAAGAGCAUAAUGCCCAUCAUUAUAAAUUCAUGUGCUUUGUCGUUUACAGUAUUUAUUUUGAUACGUUUCGAGGGGAGAAAACCCUCUUAACGCUCGAAAGCUCCCGAAAUCGCGUAAAGAAGGCGUAAGGGCGAGUGGGGCGGUGUCCGGGGCUCACGGGAUUGGUUCUCCGCCGCCCCACCAUGGAGAGCUCCGCCCUGGUGGAAAUCUUCACGGAGCGAUCGUGCGGACGGACAUUUAGUAAGCGCAUGCCACCGUUGUCAGUUAGACGUGUUAACCGUUUACUUUUCGGAAUACUGAAUCAUCGUUUCGUCUGAGUCAGUGCGGAUUGUGAUGUUUGUCGUUGUUUGUGUGUAAGAACAUCGUGUUUGUUAUGCACGCUAUGGGCGACCCCGCUGCAUUGGCCGGCAUGUUACCCUUCGACUCGAUAGGGCUGUACGAGCAGCCGAAGCCUCGCUUCAUCUUUAAGAUGCCACGGGUAGUUCCUGAUCAGAAGGCCAAGUUCGAAUCCGAUGACUUGUUCAAGAGACUGAGCAGGGAGAGCGAGGUGAGGUACACUGGUUACCGCGACCGUCCGCCAGAGGAGCGGCAGAUGCGGUUCACCGCCGGCUGCCGCGAGGGACACACGGAGAUCGCCUUCAUAUCAACCGGCACCAACUUACAACUAGUCUUUGACCACUCGCCUUACAACAACCGUGGGUGCGACUUUCAGAAGGAAAACGGCAAGGUACACAUCGUAUCUCGAUUCAUAAUGAAUGGUGUUUGCGUCCGAUGGAGAGGAUCGAUCGAUUUAGAGAAGCUUGAAGGGAUCGGAUGUUUGGAGCUUGAUGAAGAGAGAGCGGCUAUCGAGGAUGCAGCUUUGAGAGACCAGAUUGAACGUUAUAACCAGAGGCUGAGGGACUUCGAAGACAAGCAACGCGCCUACCGCGAGCAUGGGGAGGAGUUGCGCGCGCAUUCUCACGUACAUGCGCAGCGUUUCCACCAGUCACGACAACCACCCCACGGAGCCAACCCCACGCACCCCCACGCUGCACACCCUGUACACAUUAAGCCCCAUUCCCAAGGAGCUCUUAUAUCAUAAACAGUGCCAAAUUUGGGUACUUCAUGGAGCCAUAAGAUUGUAAGAUGUUUUCGUAGUUGUAACGACGUUGAUGUCUUUAUUAAGAAAGUUGCGAUAUUUCAUCUCCUUGGUGUAAGCUAUCGGUAAAUAAUUUUGUGUUAGCAAUUGAAACUUAUAUAGUUAAGUCAAUGAUAAUAACCAAAUAGUCAUGCCUAAGAAACAAUACUUACGAUCAUUUUAUAAACUCGGUUUUAAGAUUCCAACGUAGUAUUAUCGCAAUAAAAUCACGCAAAUACCAUAUAAGGUAGAGGUUUUCUGUCACAUUUUAAUUUUUUUCAAAAUGUUCAUGUAAAAAAUUUCAAUAUUAUACUAAGUUGUAUUAUAUUUUGUAGAAUGUGCAAUAAUAAUUACAUAAAAUAUAUGCAUUUAUAAAAAAAAAGAAAUUCAAUAAAACUAUUUCGCGUUCAACAAUAUCGGAUAUGCCAGAACUGCAUUGGAUUUUGGACUGACAUAAAGUACCUACAUUCGUGUGAUAUGUUUUUGCACAACCCUGAUUGCUUAUUAUGCAUUUGUUUAGUUGUAAGUUGUAAUGUUUUUGAUUUAAUUCAAAGUACAUGUUAUUUAUUUUUAAGCGGAAAUUUAAGAGAAUUACAACCCAAUUAUUGUGAUAGAUGUAAAUAAAUCUUUAGUUAUU